Molecule: messenger RNA, 1674 nt
Organism: Durio zibethinus
Lineage: Eukaryota; Viridiplantae; Streptophyta; Magnoliopsida; Malvales; Malvaceae
Source: RefSeq, a predicted model, not a curated record
ACGUGGACGUAGUAUGUUUAGUGACGUGGACUGUGGAAUUAUACGAUGUCGGAUAAGCUUCUUCCUCAAAAACUAUUUUUUAGGGUUCUAAUUUGAGACUCAAUAAUCAAAGAUCGCUCUUUUCUUGGGGAAGCUCUGAUUUUUAAAGGGUUUGAGAUUAUUGGGAAGGCAAUGGAGGCAGAGGUGAUAAAAGCAGAGUUGGUAUUGCCGACGCAUAUGACUUUCAAGAGGAUACAAAUUUAUGAGAAGUACCCAAAGGGCCAAUCGAAAGUCAGAUGGAAACAGCUCAAGCAAAUCCUUCAAGCUGAAAAUUACCAAAACUACCCUCCUGAUGAACCCAAUUAUGUUAAUAUUGAGUCACCACCUUCAAUGCAUCCGUGCAAAAGAAUUUGUGAUAUAACAGGAUUUGAGCUAGUUGCAACUCAAAUAGAUCAUUUCAAUUUCUGGAAUACAAUGAAGAGCAAUAUACUCAUCAUCGAUGCGCAGGCACCUUACCAUGAUCCAAGGACCAAUCUUCGCUAUGCAAAUGCUGAUGUUUUCAAGCUUGUGAGAUCUCUUCCCAAUGAGUAUGUGCAAAGGUAUCUGGCUCUGAGGAAAGCAGCAGUGGUUUUGAGGUGACGUUUGGGUAUUCAAGAGAUGUGGAAGGCCGGCUUUGGUCAUGAAUCAAAUAUUUACUUGACAAUUAGAUCCGUCUUGACUUAAAUGAGUCAUCCUAGAGGUAUCAUGAUGUAAACUACUAUUUAUUUGAUUGAUGGAUGGAAGGAAUACAGGACCGAACGUUGUGUUCCAUUCCAUCCCUAGAAACCUCUACAAAACUGAAGUUCUUUCCUUGAAUAGUUUCAGUUAAUUGUAGCAUGAGAUAAACUGGAGUCUCCUAAUGCAGUAAUUUUUCUAUGCCCUUGAGAAAUGAGAGUAUCUGAUUCAAUGCCCCCCAAAGCAGGAUCAUUUCUAUAUAGGAUUCAAUAUACUGGGUUUUUCAUAUGUUCAUCCAUAAGAAUUUGCACCAAGUUCUGUGCGGAGCAAUUGUUUGUACUUAGAAAUAAAAAGUUAAUAACAAUUGAUCUACUUAUUUAUGACUACUAAUCCAGCAUCUAUUUUUUGUCGCUAUGUUUGGUGGGAAAGAAGUAAAAUGGAAGGAAGGAAAAAAGAGUGAGGAAAUAUAGAAGAAAGGUUUGGUAAAAAGGAUGGAAAAUGGAGGAAAGGGGAAAAGGUGAGAAAAAAAAAAGAGAAAAGAAAAUUUAUUUUUUCUUCUUUAAAUGAAAAAAAAAAAGGAAGAAAAAAAGCCGUUAAUUGUGUCCAUUGUAAGUAACCAAACUACAAUAAUUUAAUUUAAUUUUAUAUAUCUCAAUGAAGAUUUAAAAAAGAGAGAGAAAGAGACAAAGAAACAUAAACACAUUGUCAAGAUGCAAAAGCAAGUUGUAGAUAGUGGAACAACCAAAACGGCAGAUAAAGCUCAUGGGUGGUGCAUGUUUUGUUGAACGGCUAGUUGAGAUAGAAAUUCCAGCUUAUGUUUGAAGGAAUUUAACUGAAAUUAACAUGUUAAAAAAAAAUUUAGCCUUCCAAAGGAGACCAACUCCAAUCUGUUAAAACUUGAUUGCUUUUCAACCUAUAAAGAUCAAAAUCCUUGAAUAAACUGGUGAGAACAGAAAAAAUUUACUUUACAACUAAUUAUGU